Messenger RNA from Pectinophora gossypiella (pink bollworm), 2711 nucleotides. Its product is annotated as lysine--tRNA ligase-like. Gene Ontology annotation, biological process: lysyl-tRNA aminoacylation. NCBI's taxonomy places the organism in Eukaryota, Metazoa, Arthropoda, Insecta, Lepidoptera, Gelechiidae. Bases 395 to 2602 code for a protein of 735 amino acids. Gene Ontology annotation, molecular function: tRNA binding; lysine-tRNA ligase activity; ATP binding. The record is from RefSeq and is a predicted model, not a curated record. Gene Ontology annotation, cellular component: mitochondrion; aminoacyl-tRNA synthetase multienzyme complex; cytosol. The transcript is spliced from 8 exons.
CGCAUUUAAUAUAAGAUCAUUGUAAACUAAUUCUUUAAGACACGACAGUCGGGUAAAAACUGUGAAGAACACAGCCUGCCAUUGUCACGUUCGAAGAAAGUAAUCAGCGGAAAUAACAAAUUAUACGAGAAAAUAAUAAUUAAGAAAAAAACAUAAACACGUUCUAUUCAUAGAGCAAAUAAUAUUUAAGUGCAGAUUUAAAUAAUUUAAACCAUUAAUUGGCUUAAAAAUUACAAAGGAUUUAGUCUAUACGACGUCUAAAACAAGUUUUUUAUUUCAAACUUGUUUGAAAAGGUUAAAUUAAAAUAUAAAUAAAACUAAAAUAUCGAUAUGCUAGAAUACUCGUAUUAGUGAUUCUUAACUGACGCGAUAAACUACUCUUGGUGCAUUAAACAUGAAAUCUUUAGUGAUCCUAUUAUGUGUAACGAUAGUUCAAAGUUACGAAGCAGAAAUGGCAAGACAUGUGAAAAAUGCGUACUCGGAAGUAGAGAACGGAAGAAAACUGGAUAAUAAUGAAGCACUUAAAGAAACUAGACGUAUAGAGAGUGAUGACGUUGAAAUGGUAAAACACAGAAAUUUGGAAAAUGAUAAUGUAAAAAUGGAAAGAUUGAGAAACUUCGGAAAUCAUAAUAUAAAAAUGGAAAAAUCGAGAAUUGUGGAAAGUCAUAUUGUGAAAGUAAAAAGACCAAGAAACUUUGAAAAUGAUGACAUAGAAGUAGAAAAAUCUGGAAUUUUAGAAGAUUAUGAUGUAAAAGAAGAAAGACCCAGAAACUUUAAAAAUAAUGAUGCAAAUGUGGAAAAGUCAAGUAUUUUAGAAAAUGAUAAUGCUGGAGUGGAAGGUCCUAAAUAUUUAGGGAAUUUUAACGCAGAAGGUGUUAUUCAGGAAAUAGGAACAUCUAAGAACCUUGCGAAAAGUAACUAUAAAUCUAAAGAUGCAAAUUCUUCAACAGAUUACAUAAAAGUGCCAAUUAAAAAAGUUGAUAAUGGAGUAUCACAAACGAAGGAACUGAACAUUAAAGAGAAUGACGAUAAAUUGAAAACAGUAAACAAAACUGCAAAAAAUAAAGAUUUAAUCAAUAUGGAACUGUACUACAAGUUGAGGAAGUCAGAGAUAGCACAUCUGAAGAAUGCAACAAGAGACAAUAAUCCUUACCCUCAUAAAUUCAACGUCACUGUAUCUUUAGAGGAAAUUUUAGAACAAUAUAAAUAUCUGAGGAAUGGAGAACUCUUGGAAGAUGUUAAUUUCUCGAUAGCGGGUAGAGUGCUUUCCAUAAGGAAAUCUCGACUUCAUUCAUUGCUUUACGAGCUAAAAACUGAAGGGGGCGUGAUUCGAGUGAUGGCCAUUUCCAAAAUGUAUCAAACGGAGGAAGAUUUCGUCGCUGAUACGGAGAAGAUAAGAAGAGGAGAUAUCAUUGGAUGUGUGGGUCAUCCUGGAAAGACGAAGAAGGGUGAACUGUCUAUUGUAGCAAAAACUGUCAAGUUACUCUCACCGUGCUUACAUAAGCUGCCAAACACCACUCUUACAAAUGGUACCAAGCUGAAAACAAGAUACUUAGAUCUUAUUCUGAACGAUAAGUCUAAACAGAUAUUCUCCACGAGAGCGAAGAUAAUUUCAUACAUCAGAAACUUUCUGGACAACAUGGGUUUCCUGGAAGUGGAAACUCCGAUACUACACAAGGUGCCAGGUGGAGGGACAGCGAAACCUUUCAAAACCCACCACGAUUUGAUGGAUAUUGACUAUUACCUAAGAAUAUCUCCAGAGUUAUACCACAAGAUGUUGGUAAUCGGAGGUUUGGAGAGAAUCUACGAGAUCGGAAGACAGUUUCGAAAUGAAAAGAUCGACUCUACACAUAAUCCCGAGUUUACAUCCUUAGAAUUUUAUAUGGCGUACGCUGACUACUACGACCUAAUAGAUAUCACUGAAAUCUUACUGUCGGGAUUAAUUAAAAGUAUUCAUAAUUCUUAUAAGGUAAAGUACCAUCCAAAAGGUCGCAGUGGUGAGGAGGUAGAAGUGGACUUCACUCCUCCAUACCCGCGCAUCUACUUGCUCCCCGCUCUGGAGAAAGCCUUAAACGUAACAUUCCCUCCUGCUAAUGAACUCCAUACACCUGAAGCCAAUGUAUUUCUCGUACAACUCUGUGAUAAAUACCAGGUGGAUUGUUCCCCGCCAUGGACUUCAGCAAGAAUUAUAGACAGUCUGGUCGGAGAGUUCAUUCAGGAACAUAUUGUGCAUCCCACUUUUAUUAUGGAUUAUCCGCAAAUAAUGAGUCCCUUAGCUAAACAGCACAGGGACCACUCCGGAUUAACAGAAAGAUUCGAACUAUACGUAAUGAAGAAAGAACUUUGCAAUGCUUACACAGAACUGAACGAUCCAGUUUUACAAAGAAAACGGUUUAUUGAACAGGAGAAAGAUCGUUUAGCUGGCGAUGAGGAGGUACCUCCAAGUGAUGAAGAAUACAUCAGAGCUAUGGAGUAUGGUCUACCACCCACGGCUGGGUUGGGACUAGGCAUCGACCGGCUUGUGAUGUUCUUAACUGAUUCUAUCAAUAUUAAGGACGUGUUACUAUUCCCAGCUGAGCAGCCAAAAAAUCCAAAAAAAUAAAACAUAUUUAUAUCAUAAAUAGAUAAAUGAAUAGGUACUUCUAUAAAAAAUAUAACUUCGAACUCAUACAUAAUAAUUAUCUAAAACUAAUACGAGUGUUGUAAAUAAU